Messenger RNA from Eimeria necatrix, 669 nucleotides. RefSeq lists its product as hypothetical. Gene Ontology annotation, molecular function: dynein intermediate chain binding; ATP binding; minus-end-directed microtubule motor activity. Gene Ontology annotation, biological process: microtubule-based movement. Lineage: Eukaryota; Apicomplexa; Conoidasida; Eucoccidiorida; Eimeriidae. The transcript has 3 exons. The record is from RefSeq and is a predicted model, not a curated record. Gene Ontology annotation, cellular component: dynein complex. The coding region runs from base 1 to 669 and encodes 222 amino acids.
AUGAAUCCAGGCUACAGGGGCAGAGCAGACCUGCCUGACAACUUGAAAAGCCUAUUCCGCCCCGUUGCCAUGAUGAGCCCAGACGUUGCACUAAUAUGUGAAAUUUUACUAAUGUCAGAAGGAUUUGAGAAUGCCCGAUCACUGUCGCGGAAAGCUACUGCUCUCUUUCAAUUAUUGACACAACAGCUAAGCAAGCAAGACCACUACGACUUUGGACUUCGUCCAAUUCGUGCAGCGCUGCAGAGGGCUGGAGAAGUCAAGCGUCAGGCGGAUGAAAGCAUGACGGAGCAGGCUGUCAUGAUUUUGGCCAUCCUUGACAUGGUUGUCCCUAAAACUGUUCCAGAAGACUUGGAAAUUUUGUUUUCUCUUGUUAAGGAUCUAUUCCCUGAAAAUGAUAUUGUUGAAAGAGAAUCAGAAGUUCUCCGGGAAGCUAUUGAGUUGGCAGUAGAGAGGAACGGGUGGACCAGAGUGGAGAGUCAAAUGACCAAGGCGCAGCAGUUAUUUCAAUGCAUGCACAGUCGACACGGAAACAUGCUUGUUGGCAGUACUCUGUCUGGCAAAUCCACAGUGAUGUCCAUUCUAGAGCAAGCUUUGAACUACCUCAGUACUCGAGGUCAGCUCGUGUUUUCUUUAGCGAGGAUUGCAUGGCGUCGAAGUGCAUUCGUCUGA